Molecule: messenger RNA, 228 nt
Organism: Pyricularia pennisetigena
Lineage: Eukaryota; Fungi; Ascomycota; Sordariomycetes; Magnaporthales; Pyriculariaceae
Exons: 1
Coding region: 1-228 (75 amino acids)
Source: RefSeq, a predicted model, not a curated record
AUGCAGGCCGCCGUCCGCCGCUUUUUUCCCGUACCGGCUGGUGGUAUCUCUCGCCCAGAAUGCCGAGAGCUUGGCUGCAUAUAUAACCCACCCAUCGAUACAGUCCUUCAUGACAGCCCUUGCCGUGCCACUGGUCCAGUCCUCGGGGAAGACAUGGGUUGUUUAUCAGGUGCCCUGUCGCUUCGGUCCCUCUUCCCUGCUCGACAUCUCCCAUUCGAUUGGGCCUAA